This is a messenger RNA of Trametes versicolor FP-101664 SS1, 630 nucleotides long. Its product is annotated as aromatic compound dioxygenase. The annotation marks the transcript as partial. NCBI's taxonomy places the organism in Eukaryota, Fungi, Basidiomycota, Agaricomycetes, Polyporales, Polyporaceae. The record is from RefSeq and is a predicted model, not a curated record. The transcript has 3 exons. Gene Ontology annotation, molecular function: ferric iron binding; oxidoreductase activity, acting on single donors with incorporation of molecular oxygen, incorporation of two atoms of oxygen.
GGGCCUUACUACAUUCCCGGUGCGCCUUACAAGCAGAUCGAGGACGGUAAAGCUGUCAUGGCGUCUACAGAGUAUCUGAAGAAAUAUGGUCCGUUCUUGUUCUUGUUCGACGUCAAGGACGCCAAAGGCGAACCCGUCCCGAACGCGACGCUGGACUGGUGGCAGGCUGAUAGCGACGGGGGCUACUACUUCCGUUCCUGGACCCUGCGUGGCAAGGUCACCACGGAUGCGCACGGCCGCGCGGAGGUCCUUAGUGUCAAUCCGGGCGAGUACGGCGUCCCGUUCAUGGGGAAACGUUCGGGACACGUCCACCUCAAUGUCAGCGGCACCGCGGGCAAGCACCGCUUCAUGACGACGCAAGUUUACGUCUGCGAGGGUAACAAGUCAGAGCGCGUGCACACGGACAUCGCGAACUACGCACGGCCGGCGCGUCCAGGGAACAUGGCCACCUGCUGGUCCUUGCCCGCGGCCAACGGCGGCGAGAAGUACUGGGACCUCCCUGAGUUACCUGCGGAGGAUGUGGAGAGGGCGAACCGUAUCGGCUGGUGGAAUGCAAAGCUGAGGGAGCGUGGUAUUGAACGCGAGAUAGUCGCCGUUGGGCAACAGGAGUUCAAGCUCACCACUAUUUGA